Messenger RNA from Danio rerio (zebrafish), 899 nucleotides. The record is from RefSeq and is a predicted model, not a curated record. Lineage: Eukaryota; Metazoa; Chordata; Actinopteri; Cypriniformes; Danionidae.
GAAAACAGCGGAGAAGCACAGACACACACACACACACACACAGCGCAGAACAACUCACACUCAUUCAACAAAGAUGUUCUGUCCGUCUUGGCUUUUGGCUGCAGCGGUCUUGUGUUUUCACAGCCCACAUGUAGACGGUGGCAGAUGCUCGGGUUUGAUAGACUGCAUGGACCUUGAAUCCAAUGAGCACAAAUUGCAGUGUCUCAGAAAGUGCAGAUCGGACCAAGAAUCUUCCAGAAACAUCAGAGUUUCUUCAUCUGAACAUCAGAGCAGUGAAGAACAGGUAGAGGAGCAGAGUCUGAGCUUGGGUUUGCUUUUAUCAGCUCUGUCUCCCGACUCCAUCGAGCUCCAAAACCCCACGGCAGAAGCUCCUCACGGGGACGAGAGGCGGUCAUACUCCAUGGAGCACUUCAGAUGGGGCAAACCCAUGGGCCGCAAACGCAGACCGGUAAAAGUGUUGAGCAACGGGGCUCUGGAAGAAGAGCCGGAGGAGUCGGAGGAGAGCGUCCGUGUGGAACGAGGACAGAGCGGCACCCUGGAGGUUCAACACAGGAACAACGUCAAAAACAACGGGAAGUAUCGCAUGACCCACUUCCGCUGGAAUGCACCACCAGACAAACGAUACGGAGGACUCAUGAGGCCGUAUUUAGACGAAUCCCACAAACCCCUGAUCACACUCAUACGAAACGCCAUCGGCAAUGGACAGCAGUUCACAGAUUAAGCUAAAGGAGGAGAGAAUUGACGUAAUGUUAACAUUUUUGGUCCCACUUUAAAUUAAGUGACCUUAACUAAUAUACUUACAUUGAAAUUAGUAAUGCGUUACACUUUAAUUCACCCUUAAAAAUACCCAAACCACCAAACCUGUCCCUAACCCUACCCGUAUCCCACCUCAGGAGCAC